AUGGCGACGACGCUUGUCAAUGACGCUGUUCCUGCGUACACAAUCGAUCUUUCUCAACCUGCCGAGUCUCGGUAUCGUCAGGUGUCACAGGACUUUGGUCCGCGCAUGCGGGCCCUGACCGGUCUAUUCGAAGAGAUCCUAAUCGCUUUCCUACCAAAUGCGCUUCUGCGACAGCUUGUGAUCAGAGCGGCAAAGGUGUCGCUGCGCAGAGUAUACGACGAAGAAGAGCAGAAAGAACUCAAAGGCAUCUCAGAAUCUACCGGCGUAGAACUUUAUCUGCUUGUGGCCUUGAACAACUUCCUCGACUGUUUCCUAGGAUGCACCUCAGGUGCAGCACUGACGAGGCCAUCAGCACCACGCCACAGAACAACCGACGGUAGUGUCUCUGAGGCACGCUUAAUGCACUUUCGCACUUUAGACUGGGGGAUGGAUGAGUUGAGGGACCUAUUGGUCACCUUGGAGUUCAUUGACUCCAAGAAGAGCGGCAAGCGAGUUUUGGCACGAUCUGUGACCUACGUCGGCUUUGUGGGUACAUUAACCGCUGUCCGCGAGGGGCUGUCGCUGUCACUGAACUUCAGACCAAACCAUGUCUGCACAACAAGGUCUCUCCGGUGGCAUCAGUUCCUGGUCCUAUUGGGACGUCGUAGGUCAAUUGGCUCUACCCUACGCGCACAUGUUCUUCAUCGUGCUCCGCGAAGUGAUUCAACCAAUGCGAUUAAACCUAGCCUAACAGAUCAAGCACAUCGCCUGUCUUUAGUCAAGACUUCUCCCUGCUAUCUCAUCCUGUGCGAUGGCGUUGAAGUUACAAUUAUUGAGAAGGACCUCAAAUAUGGCAAAGUGAGAACAUCAGAUAACUACAUGGUUCACACCAAUCAUGACGUAGAUCAUCCUAUCACACCGAACCCAAGCGAAUACACUGGAUCUUCAAUGCUGGGACAUGAAGAGUGGCUUGAGGAAUCAACUCAUCGAAAAGCCGAAUUUGAAGACAAGUGGAAGAGAUAUCAGCAGAGCGGCCAGGUCCAAGCUGAGGCGAAUGGCGCCGGUAACUCGAAUACUGCGAUAUCUGCAUCGUUGGAUGCAACAGCAAAAGUACCGGCAACACCAGUGCUUGAAUCUACGCUGAGGAGAUGGGUUCAGUCCAAGACGACCAUGGCCGAAUGCACACAUUUCGCGUGCUUAAUGGAUCCUGUGAUGGGCCAGAUAAGAUGGAUACAGCGAGGACCAGCUCCUACUCUGGAAUAA
Messenger RNA from Neoarthrinium moseri, 1242 nucleotides. RefSeq lists its product as uncharacterized. The record is from RefSeq and is a predicted model, not a curated record. The transcript is spliced from 2 exons. Lineage: Eukaryota; Fungi; Ascomycota; Sordariomycetes; Amphisphaeriales; Apiosporaceae. Bases 1 to 1242 code for a protein of 413 amino acids. Gene Ontology annotation, molecular function: hydrolase activity, acting on carbon-nitrogen (but not peptide) bonds.